This is a messenger RNA of Balaenoptera ricei (Rice's whale), 3760 nucleotides long. RefSeq names its product BRCA1 interacting helicase 1 (gene BRIP1). The record is from RefSeq and is a predicted model, not a curated record. Gene Ontology annotation, molecular function: DNA binding; hydrolase activity, acting on acid anhydrides, in phosphorus-containing anhydrides; DNA helicase activity. NCBI's taxonomy places the organism in Eukaryota, Metazoa, Chordata, Mammalia, Artiodactyla, Balaenopteridae. Gene Ontology annotation, biological process: nucleotide-excision repair; double-strand break repair involved in meiotic recombination. The coding region runs from base 114 to 3671 and encodes 1185 amino acids. Gene Ontology annotation, cellular component: nucleus. The transcript is spliced from 20 exons.
GUGUUGUGGAAGCGACUGAUGAGAGCUGAAGGGCAGAAAAGGUAAAGCGGCCGCAAGCCCGCGACCGGGCCCGGGAGUCGCAGCCAGGAAUCUGAAGUAACCAGUAAAGCAGGAUGUCUUCAGUAUGUUCUGAGUAUACAAUUGGUGGGGUGAAGAUUAACUUUCCUUGUAAAGCUUAUCCAUCACAGCUUGCUAUGAUGAAUUCUAUUGUCAGAGGAUUAAAUAGUAAGCAGCAUUGUUUGUUGGAGAGCCCCACAGGGAGUGGGAAAAGCUUAGCCUUACUUUGCUCUGCUUUAGCAUGGCAACAAUCUCUUAGUGGGAAGCCAGUGGAUGAAGGCUUAAGUAAAAAAGCUGAAGUACCAUUGUCGUGUUGUUGUACAUGCCAUUCAAAGAAUUUUACAAACAAUGACGUGAACCAGGGAACUUCAUAUCAUUUCAACAGUCCAAGUACACCACCUUCUGAAAGAAAUGGCACUUUGUCAACUUGUCAAGACUCUCCUGAAAAAACUACACUGGCUGCAAAGCUAUCUGCUAAGAAACAGGCAUCCAGGUACAGAGAUGAAAAUGAUGAUUUUCAAGUAGAGAAGAAAAGAAUUCGACCCUUAGAGACUACACAGCAGAUUAGAAAACGUCAUUGUUUUGAAAAGGAGGUGCACCAUUUGGAUGCAAAAGUUGCUUCAGGAAAGACCACAAAACUCAACUCCCCAUUAGGAAAGAUAAACUCCUUUUCUCCACACAAUCCCCCUGGUAACUGUUCUAGGUGCUGUUGUUCUACUAAACAAGGAAACAGUCAAGAUUCUUCAAAUACCGCUAAGAAGGAUCAUGGGGGGAAGUCCAAGAUACCCAAAAUAUAUUUUGGGACACGCACACACAAGCAGAUUGCUCAGAUUACUAGAGAGCUCCGGAGGACAGCAUACUCAGGGGUCCCAAUGACUAUUCUUUCCAGCAGGGAUCACACUUGUGUCCAUCCUGAAGUAGUAGGUAACUUCAACAGAAAUGAAAAGUGCAUGGAAUUGCUAGAUGGAAAAAAUGGAAAAUCCUGCUAUUUUUAUCAUGGUGUUCAUAAAAUUAGUGAUCAACACGUAUUACAGACUCUCCAAGGGAUGUGCAAGGCCUGGGAUAUAGAAGAAUUCGUCAGCUUGGGGAAAAAACUAAAGGCAUGUCCAUAUUACACAGCACGAGAACUAAUGCAAGAUGCUGACAUAAUAUUUUGUCCCUACAACUAUCUUCUAGAUGCACAAAUAAGGGAAAGUAUGGAUAUCAGUCUGAAAGAACAGGUUGUCAUUUUAGAUGAAGCUCAUAACAUUGAGGACUGUGCUCGGGAAUCAGCAAGUUACAGUGUAACAGAAGUUCAGCUUCGGUUUGCUCGGGAUGAACUAGAUAGUCUGGUUAACAAUAACAUAAGGAAGAAAGACCAUGAACCCCUGCGAGCUGUGUGCUAUAGCCUCAUUAAUUGGUUAGAAGCAAACUCUGAACAUCUUGUGGAAAGGGGUUAUGAAUCAUCCUGUAAGGUAUGGAGUGGAAGUGAAAUGCUCUUAAAUUUAUACAAAAUGGGCAUAACCACUGCUACUUUUCCCAUUUUGCAGGGACAUUUUUCUGCUAUCCUUCAAAAAGAAGAAAAAGUCUCAUCAGUUCAUGGUAAAGAGGAGGCAAUAGAAGUACCUAUUAUUAGUGCUUCAACUCAAAUAAUGCUCAAAGGACUUUUUAUGGUGCUUGACUAUCUUUUUAGGCAAAAUAGCAGAUUUGCAGAUGAUUAUAAAGUCGCUAUUCAACAGACUUAUUCUUGGAUAAAUCAGACUGAUACUUCAGAUAAAAAUGGGUUCUUGGUUCUACCAAAAAAUAAGAAACGUUUACGAGAGAAAACAGCAGUUCAUGUGCUGAAUUUUUGGUGCUUAAAUCCAGCUGUGGCCUUUUCAGAUAUUAAUGGCAAGGUUUGGACGAUUGUUUUGACAUCUGGGACAUUAUCACCAAUGAAAUCCUUUUCAUCAGAACUUGGUGUUACAUUUACUAUCCAACUGGAGGCUAAUCAUGUCAUUAAUAACUCACAGGUUUGGGUUGGCACCAUUGGGUCAGGCCCCAAGGGUCGCAAUCUCUGUGCUACCUUCCAGCACACGGAAACAUUUGAGUUCCAGGAUGAAGUGGGAGCACUUGUGUUAUCUGUGUGCCAGACUGUGAGCCAAGGAAUUUUGUGUUUCCUGCCAUCUUACAAGUUAUUAGAAAAGUUAAAAGAACGUUGGCUCUCCACUGGUGUAUGGCAUAAUCUGGAGUUGGUGAAGACAGUCAUUGUAGAACCACAGAGAGGAGAAAAAACUGAUUUUGAUGAAUUACUGCAGGUGUACUAUGAUGCAAUCAAGUACAAAGGAGAAAAAGAUGGUGCCCUCCUGGUGGCAGUUUGUCGUGGUAAAGUGAGUGAGGGUCUGGAUUUCUCAGAUGACAACGCCCGUGCUGUCAUAACAAUAGGAAUUCCUUUUCCAAAUGUGAAAGAUCUACAGGUUGAACUAAAGCGACAAUAUAAUGACCAGCAUUCAAAAUUAAGAGGUCUUUUACCAGGUCGUCAAUGGUACGAAAUUCAAGCAUACAGGGCCUUAAACCAGGCCCUAGGUAGGUGUAUUCGACACAAAAAUGAUUGGGGAGCUCUUAUUCUAGUGGAUGAUCGCUUCAGGAGUAACCCAAGUCGAUACAUAUCUGGACUUUCUAAGUGGGUUCGGCAGCUGAUUCAGCACCAUUCAACCUUUGAGAGUGCACUGGAGUCCUUGGCUGAAUUUUCCAAAAAGCACCAAAAGGUCAAUGAUAUAUACAAAGAAGAAAGAAAAUCUAUACAGGACAAUGAGUCUACGCUUGCAGUGGCUUGUUUGAAGGAUAAUACCUCAACUUAUUUAUUAGAAGCAGCAAGCCACCUAUCACCAGAGUAUCCUAGGGAAGAUGAUCCAUUAGUGUUGGAAGAGUCUGCCCAGGCAGUAGGAGCAGAAAAAAUUGUGAUUUCCAGAUCCACAAGCCCAACCUUCAACAAACAAACAAACAGAGUUAGCUGGUCUGGCAGUAAUUUUCUGGAACAGUAUCUUACUGGUAAAAUUCUGACUGGAACACCUAAGUUUAGGUCAUCAGAGGACUGUGCCUCUAAUUCUUCCACUUUCAAAACAGAAAAGGGAUGUGAAGCAGUUUUGCCACUCACUGGUAAAUAUGAGUCCUCCUCUCUGACAGUAAACACAUCACUUGGACCAUGCCCUCAAUCAGAAACCAUUGUUCCAUCAAUAAGGAUUAAUGCUACUCUUCUGAAUCCAGAAGAUCCAGACAUUCAGUUGUCUCUAGUAUGUGAAGAAGCUGAACUUUCUACUUCAAAUACAGCUUUUGAAACAGAAGCAGAGGAUGAAUCUAUCUAUUUUACACCCGAACUUUAUGAUCCCAUAGAUACAAAUGAAGAAAAGAAUGAACUAGUUGGAACUGAUAGAGACAACAGAUUGGCUAAUAAUUCAAACUGCAUUUUAGCUGAAGAUCUUUUUGAAAUUAAAACUAUGAAAGGAGUGGAUUCAGUCAGAGAAAUGAAAGCUGAGGAUUGCACAGGCACAAAGUUGAAUAGACUCUUGCAUAUUAAAGAAAGUAAAGUUGAUGACAUUGGUAGUAAUGUAAAAACGACUCAUAUAAGUGAAUUGGAACUGGGAAAAAACUCAUGAAACGGAUAUAAAGAACUUUAAACAGUCUCCUUCCAAAAAUAAAGAUGUGUUCCCUGGUAUUAGGUAAUAAUACUUAACUGUCAAGGUAU